GCGCACCAGGAAGUCCAGCCGCUGUUGCUGUCAUCUGACUGUGACGCAGGCGCUUCCCGAAAGUCAACAGCAACAGGGGAAAAACUCAACAUGGCUCCCAAAGUUGAACUUCCUAACGCUGCAGCGAUCGUCUGGCUGAUAUUCCUGUCUCUGAUCCCCCCGGCGGAGGCUUACGAUGCGGGCGAUGCAUUAGCCCUGCUGCUGGGCACCAUCGUGACCGGGGUGGGUUUCUGUGCCUUCCUCGGCUGGUACGCGCGGAAGCGGAACGGACAGCAGUGAAAGACGCUUCUCUUGAUCGUUCGCCUGUCCUGUCCUGUUAUCAUCCACCGCAUUAAUAUCUCUCUGUCUGAGUUAACGUGGACCUUCUGGCACAGGGUUUGUGUCGAAGCAACUGAUAAGAUACGUGCCUUAUUGGACUAAUGCGUCAAACACAACGGGAACCACGUGCCCUCUUUUGCAGAAGGUGGAGGGAAACAUCCAGGAAGUCCUAAAACAGGAAAUGUAAUUUGUUGCACUGCUGAGACCAAACACUGUUGCCUUAUAUAUAAGGACUGCUGCAUAUAUAGGCUACUGUAUAUUAUCCCAAGGAUGCUUGCAUUGGAUAUUGCGCAUAUACUCUCCAUGCUUGGAGUGAUCACUGAUUUCCUGAUUCAUUGUUUGAAGCACAAUCUCACAAGUGUGGCUAGAUGAAAAGAGUGGAGCUGUUGUAGUAGCAAUUUCUGUGGUUAAAAUAUGUGACAAAAGCUGUGAGAAUAAUAAAUUGAUUAAUCUGAUGCUCUUCUCAA
Molecule: messenger RNA, 785 nt
Organism: Sander lucioperca (pikeperch)
Lineage: Eukaryota; Metazoa; Chordata; Actinopteri; Perciformes; Percidae
Product: small integral membrane protein 30
Exons: 1
Coding region: 91-279 (62 amino acids)
Source: RefSeq, a predicted model, not a curated record